CGCGUGACUGUCGGACACAGGCAAAACGGGGAGCAGCUUCCCCAGUCUCCGCCAGGGGGCGUUACAGCUCGUUUUUUGCGCAUGCGCUACAGAGGACACGUGGCCUGUGUUUAUCUUUGCGCAUGUGCGAGACGAAGAGCCGGGAGGUCGGGGGACGGUGUGUGUGUGUGUACGCGCAGAGUCAACGCUCCUGUUUCGGGCGAACCGGCCUGAGUUUCCAUCUGCCAUCAGAUGUCUUUCUGCCUGACUGAGAUGCACUUGUGGUCUUUGAAGAAUACUUUACAUGUUGCGGAUGAAGACAUUGGGAUCCAUCAAUACUAUGACAAGAAAGAACCAGUAUCACAAAUGAACCAUGGUUACUUAGAAGAGAAACAACAGCUUGUGGAAUCUCGAGAUUGUCCUUGGAUACUUAAAAACAAACGCCCAGAAAAACUGCGUGAUGCUCUCAAGGAGCUGGAGGAGCUGAUGCAAAACAGUCAGUGUGUGCUGAGCAAAUGGAAGAAUAAAUAUGUCUGUCAGCUCCUCUUUCGUUCAGGUGUACUGGUGUCCCUAAGCCUUUCUGGGCCACAGCUGGAGAAAGUGGUGAUUGACAGGACCCUGGCAGGGAAGCUCAUCUCCGACACCAUCAGUGAUGCUGUUCUUACAGACAGUUUCAUCAUCUUGUCAUUUUGGGAGCAAAACAAACUCUGCUUCAUUCAGUUUACAAAGAAGACAGGUUCUCCUGAUGUAAACAAAAGACUGGAAAAACUCUCAUCCUUGGAUUUUAAGAUUGCUUAUAUUGAUAUACCUGGACCAGCAAGUAGAAGGAUAAAACGUCACCUGUCAAUAAAUUGUAUCCAAGAUAUGGUCAUUUGCUGGUGGUCACUGACUAAUGACGGAGCAUGGCCUUGGUCUCCUAUUUCCAGUGAGAGGGACAGAGCCAACUUAUUGUUAUUAGGCUAUGCACAUGGGAGACUAGAGGUUCUGAGUUACAUCCGUACAGAAUGGGAUCCACUUGAUGCUAGCUUUAGCACUACUCAGCCUUGCCAGGUUCACACAGUGGAGCACUCCAUCAGCGCAGACAAAGAGCCCAUGGCUGACAGCUGCAUCUAUGAGUGGGUUAGGAACAAAAUUCAGUGCAUGGCAGUCACCAGAAUACCACUAAGAUCCAAGGCCAUCUGUUGUUGCAGGAACAUUGCAGAAGACAAGCUGCUCCUGGGCUGUGAAGAUUCUUCAAUAGUUCUGUAUGAAGCCCACCAGAGAGUGACUCGGUUAGCCCAGGCAGAACUGUUGCCUGCUUUAAUAAACUGCCACCCCAGUGGAGCCAUAUUUGUGGUUGGCAGCUCUCAAGGGGAGCUGCAGCUUUUUGACAUGGCACUGUCCCCAAUUAAAAUACAGCUUUUGGCAGAAGACUGCUCACCUAAAGCAACUUUGCAAUUCAGUAAACGGUUUGAUGUGUCUUGCAGCCUCACCCAGAUACAAUGGGCAGUUCCUCACACUGCGUCUGACAGGGACAACAGCAUGGAUGUUCAUGACCUUCUGUUAAUUCAGUUUGACAAAGGACCUUUAGGAGUACUUCAGUUUAAACUCGGUGCCAUCACAAGAGGACGGCUGGGCCUUGUGGAAAUCAUCCACCAGUAUGUUCGGUAUGAUGAGAUAGAUGAGGCGAUUAGUGUCCUGAGCAGCAUGAACUGGGACACAAUGGGUCAUCAGUGUUUCAUAAGCAUGAGUGCCAUUGUAAAUCACCUUCUUAGACAAAAGCUGACACCAGAGAGAGAAGCACAGCUUGAAGCAAGCCUUGGAGCCUUUUAUACUCCAACAAGACACCUGUUGGAUACGACUGUGUUGGAAUACAGAGACCCAAUCAGCAGAUAUGCAAGAAGGUUCUUCCACCACCUGCUCAGAUCAUUUAGACAUACAAAGGGUGUGUCUACAGAGGAAACUAAGCCUGCGGCCUGUGUGACCCAUGCCUGCAGACUCCGUACUUCCAAGUCAGCACUUGAGCAUCCACACUGCAUUGGAAACCUGAUUCCCACAAAGGUGCUGAUGCAUCCAUACGGCGCUACCUGAGUCAGAAUUUCAGCUUCUGUGAGUGUGAACCAUCGUAUCCCAGAGUUCUAGUGCCCUUACCAGCUGAAGCCACUCUAGGGCUUGGUUCGUAGUGCGUCUUGGGAGAACUUGUCUGUCCAUCCCAUGGGCGUUGACCAGAAUUAUUUUGGGUGGUUUUAGCCGACCAGCACAUCCAGUCAAGCCAUUUUGCAUCCACAUGCUCCCAGCAGCCAGAGCCAUCAACAUGGAUUUUGAGCCAGUGGAAGGACUUCUCCAUCUAUGCUGUCAGUCCUAUUUUAGGAAUCAGGCAGAGUGUCUGCAAGACACUGGUGGACAUUUUGGCGGCAUUUAGGAAGGGGAUACUGACAUGCCAGCAGCUGAUGCUGCUCAUGCCUAUUGCCUUAGCCACAGAUUCACCCUAUGUAGACCGGUGCUUCUGGAGCUGGGCCACAAGCACAGACUGGUGGGAUCACAUCAUCAUGUGGACCUGCGAUGACCAAUAGUGGGUCCAGCACAUUCACAUGAAGUAGAUGUUCCAGGAGGUUUGGGAUCAGCUUGCCCCAGCAACAGGACAUCCUCAUGAGGGAGGCCACAAAAGUCCAGAAGCAGGUCGCUAUAGCCUAAUGGAAGCUGGCUACCCCACAUUGCCACAGGUCUGUGGCUAACAGUUUGGAGUUGCAAAUCAACCGUGGGCAUUGUUGUGACAGAGGCUUGUGAUGCAAUCAGGACUGUGAUGUACCCAAAGGUGGUGGGCAUUACAGAUGUUCCUGAAAUAAUUGCUGGCUUUGAGAGAAUGGGCUUUCCAAACUGUGCCAGUGUCAUUGAUGGAUCUCACGUGCCUGUAGUUGCCCUCUGCAAGGAGCACAUGAGUACAUAAACUGCAAAGGGUACACUGCAUCGUUAUGCAGGCCCUGACCACAGGGGCAGAUUCAUGGACACUAGCGUGGGAUGCACUAGCAGGGUGCAUGAUGCCAGGAUAUUCGAGAGAUCAGGACUUUAUCUUCCUGGACAAACUGGGCCAUUAUUUCCACCAAAUGACAUUGUUAUGAAUAGUCACCGUUCCCUCUGUUAUUCUAGGGGACCCCUCUUACCCCCUGUUGCCAUGGCUUAUAAAACCGUACCCUUAUUUCAGAGGACCUGACAAAAGGAAGUUCAACUAUAUGCUCAGUAACUGUAGGAACAUGGUGGUGGAAUGUGUAUUUGGCAGAUGGAAAUCCCAUUGUCACUGCCUUCAAAACUGUUUGGAUACCAGUGUCAUUAGUGCAGUCCACAUUACUGUGAUCGGCAGUGUUUUGCAAGAAAAAGGGGGAACGUUUUAGCCAGGAGUGAUCUCAAGAUACUGCCAGAUUUCUGAAUGGUACACGCAGCCAGACAGUGCACCUGUUGUGACUGGUGCUGGAUCUACAUGCACAGUGGAAAUCAGGGAUGUUUUGUGCACCCAUGUAAUGGGUUUAUACGGUCCCAUACAUAAGGCGGAAUUAAACUGUAUUUGGGGUAGUGCUGUGUUAUGGAUGUGGGGCAGCUGUAGGAUGUUUUUAAAAUGUGCAGAUAUUAUGUAUUGUGAAUUUUGUGAGGCUGUAAUGAAAUGUAUGGAGAUGAGUUGUGUAUUUUUGUCAAUACUGGCCAUGUACUGCCACUCACAGUUUAUGGAUUACUGUGAUAACAGUUCGUAAAUUUUUAUUCUGAAGUUUAUUGAGAAUGGGCAAGUGAUGAAAUUCAUUACAGUCUGUGCCACUUUUAACCUUUGAUACAAUGAAACUUUCUCUUGUUGCCUUCUGUGCAAAUUCAACUCUUUAUUUUACACAGGUGUUUACAUUCCAAUGUAAGAACCAGAAAGGCAGACCUGCAGCCAUCAAAAUGUACAACACAAUAAAUAAACUCAGUGCC
Molecule: messenger RNA, 3915 nt
Organism: Chelonia mydas (Green sea turtle)
Lineage: Eukaryota; Metazoa; Chordata; Testudines; Cheloniidae
Gene: WDPCP
Product: WD repeat containing planar cell polarity effector
Exons: 13
Coding region: 232-2049 (605 amino acids)
Biological process (GO): cilium organization; nervous system development; establishment of protein localization
Cellular component (GO): axonemal basal plate
Molecular function (GO): protein binding
Source: RefSeq, a predicted model, not a curated record